AUGAAACUGAGACCUAGCCGUCGAGCUGUGAUGACCCUAUCCUAUGAUGGCAGAUUAGAGCUGUCCAUUGCAGGAGUGACAAAGCAAGAUGCCGGAGUGUACACUUGUGUGGUCAGCAACGAGGUUGGAAGAGCAGAAAGCAAUGCUAAAGUUGUCGUAUUGGACAGAGAUGCUAAAAAAGAAGAAGCGGAUAGUGAUGCUACUGCUGUUAAAAAGCCAGAUGUUCCAUAUUCCAAAGAACCAAAAUUUCUGACUAAGCCAAUGUCAACGGAAGCAUACGAGGGAGAUAACAUAGUGAUUUUAUGCGAGGUGAUCGGAGAUCCGAAGCCAGAAGUCUUGAUAUGCCUUCUUUGUUGGUAA
Molecule: messenger RNA, 360 nt
Organism: Acanthoscelides obtectus
Lineage: Eukaryota; Metazoa; Arthropoda; Insecta; Coleoptera; Chrysomelidae
Source: the annotation of a GenBank genome assembly